Centropristis striata (black sea bass) is the source of this 1973-nucleotide messenger RNA. RefSeq names its product 5-hydroxytryptamine receptor 1D. Gene Ontology annotation, cellular component: membrane. Gene Ontology annotation, molecular function: G protein-coupled receptor activity. NCBI's taxonomy places the organism in Eukaryota, Metazoa, Chordata, Actinopteri, Perciformes, Serranidae. The transcript has 3 exons. Gene Ontology annotation, biological process: G protein-coupled receptor signaling pathway. The record is from RefSeq and is a predicted model, not a curated record. Bases 120 to 1739 code for a protein of 539 amino acids.
GUCCGAGCGAAGGAGGGGGAGCAGAUGGAGCACAUUUGAUCACACUCAUUUCUUUUUCCAUCAAGUCACAAGUGUACGUGUCUCAUCAUGUGAGGAUAGCAGUUGUUUUUGGGUGGGACAUGGAUGACCUGGAUGGCUCCUGGUCGGUGUCCCUGCAGCAAGCAGCAGAGGCCAACGCGAGCUGGCCGGAGGGCUCUGGGCCCGGCGUGUCCCGACAGACCCAGCUGGUCCUGGAGAUCCUCAUGGUGCUGAUGUGUUUGGGCGCUGUGACAGGUAAUAUUCUUGUCAUUGUUAUUGUGGCUGCAACCAAGACUUUCCACUCGGUGACGUCGGUGCUGAUCAUGAACCUGGCCGUCAGUGACCUGCUGGUGGGCGUUGGAGUGAUGCCUUUUGUUGCUUUGUCCAUCAUUAAUAGCGGAUGGAAGAAUUGCACUGACCUUUGUUUGUACGUGGGCUACACCUCCUCUGUGUACUGUACAGCUUCUGUACUCACAUUAGCAGCUAUUGCCCUUGACCGCUACCACUCCAUCAUGGACUGCCUGCGCUACAGUUCCCGCUGCACCCUGUGGAGGAUCUGUGCUGUGGUUCUGUGGAUCUGGCUGCAGGCUCUGCUCACCAGUUGUCCUCCCCUGCUGGGCUGGAGCUCCAUCAGCUAUGUGGUCCCCAUGUACAGCUGUGCAGUCAACUGGGCCAGCAGUCCCAGCUACACAGCUUUCAUGGCUGCCCUCUCCUACCUCAUACCAGCAGUUGUCAUCCUCUUCUGCUACGUGAACAUCGUCAAGGUGGCCCGCAGCCACGCUAGAAGGAUUCAUACAUUGGAGGAUUCAGUCCAGCGCAGCAGGAAUCCCAGCUCUGCCUUCACGACUGGUGAUUCAUCCCAACAGCACUGUGGGGGCCUCCACAGCCCCUCGAGACUGAUUUAUCAUGUAAGUGGACAGUUUGUGUCUGAUGUCAGUAGGGAAGAGGGGAAUUACCUCAGCCCUGCUCUGCCUGAUUCUACCACAGAGCAGAAUAACUCUCCAUCCAGACGUUUGUUCUCAUUCCUGGCCCAGCCACCGCUGCAGAACUCCCAGCAGCAGCAGCACCACAACCACCAUGGAGUGGUGCGCCUCUUCCUGGUCAUCUCAGCCUUCUUCCUCUGCUGGACACCUUACAUAGGCGUGGCCCUGGUUCAGGCCACAGAAACUGCAAUCUCAGGCCAAUCCAGCCUCGUCCCACCCUCCGCUGUCACCUUUUCAUACUGGCUGGUGUUGCUGAACUCUGACAUCAACCCACUGCUGUACGCUCUGCUCAGCAAGCGUUUCCAAGGCGCUCUCCAGGGACUGAGGCAAAAAAUAAGAGCACGCCUGGUCAGUGUGGUGGGCAGGGGAGGGGGGGUCAGGGCAGAGGGAGAUGAUGGCAGGAGCAGUGACCCCUGCACUCUGACUACCACACAUCCUGGGCCACUUUCCAGCUCUGAGAGCGACGACUCGAAGUAUUCCUCCUCUGUUUUUACUGUUCGCACUGACUUCAAACAACACUCUGAGGAGCAUCUAUGCAAAGUGUGUCACCAUGAAAAAACCUCCCCGUGCUGCUCUGUGUGGCAAGGUGCUGGUGCUGAAGGGAGGCCUGACUGCCUGCAGGUCCCCUCUAAGCCACAAGAGGGCGGCAGGUUACCGUUCUCAGCUCUCACCAAGGAGCGUCAGGCCACUUUCUUCUUUGGACAGAUAACUGUCAGAGUAGAGCAUGAUGUUUGUUAGUGUGAUAUCUGCAGAGGCUGUUGCAGAAAUAUUAUUAAAGGACUAACAAUGAUUUUCAUUAUUGAUGAAUCUGUUAAUUUGUUUUCUCAGGUAAUUGAUUAAUAAUUUUGGCUAUAAAAUGUCGGUAAGUAGUAAAAUUGUCCAUGACAUCUUCCCAGAUCCCAUGUUUGCAUGUUCUUUGUGCUUGUUUUAUCCAACAACAGUCAAAACGAAAAUAUAUUUACUUUAAAAUUU